This is a messenger RNA of Oryzias latipes (Japanese medaka), 3814 nucleotides long. Its product is annotated as mitochondrial adenyl nucleotide antiporter SLC25A24. The record is from RefSeq and is a predicted model, not a curated record. NCBI's taxonomy places the organism in Eukaryota, Metazoa, Chordata, Actinopteri, Beloniformes, Adrianichthyidae. Gene Ontology annotation, biological process: transmembrane transport. Gene Ontology annotation, cellular component: mitochondrial inner membrane. Gene Ontology annotation, molecular function: calcium ion binding.
AAUGCCGAGCUCAGUGCUUCUCGGUGCUGACACGUCCUUCCAGAUAAGAAGAUUACGUUUUUAUGUUACUCUGAGUCUCAAAUUCAAACAUGAAAAGAGAAGGCAUUAAAGGACGGCUGUUCUGACCGCUUCCUCCACAUUGGCUCUGCAAUGUAUCAGACGUUACGGACGUCUUUACUAUCAAGUGCCCGGUGCUGGGAUGCCAACAGUCACCAGUCAUACCAGACACUGUUUGACCGGCUCGACACCAACAAAGAUGGGAAGGUGGACGUGGCCGAGCUGCGGGAGGGCCUCAAGGCGAUGGGGAUAUUCCGGCACGGAGCGGCACAGGAGAUCGUGUCAUCCGGUGACCAGAACAAGGACGGCUGUUUGGACUUCAACGAGUUCACCAAAUACCUGAAAGAGCACGAGAUGAAGCUUUGGCUGACUUUCAAGAGUCUGGACAGAAACAACGAUGGGCGCAUCGAUGCCUCCGAGAUCCAGCAGUCGCUUGCAGAGCUCGGCAUAAAUCUCAGCAAAGAGGAUGCCCGGAAAAUCUUGCACAGUAUGGACAUCGACGGGACCAUGAUGAUUGACUGGAACGAGUGGCGAGAACACUUCCUACUGUGUCCAGCCCACAACCUAGAAGAGAUCUUUCGCUAUUGGAAACAUUCCUCGGUACUGGACAUCGGCGACAGCCUUGCCAUCCCGGAUGAGUUUACAGAGGAAGAGAAGAGCUCAGAUGUCUGGUGGAAGCAGCUCGUCGCGGGUGCUUCUGCGGGGGCGGUCUCUCGCACCGGUACGGCCCCACUGGACCGGCUAAAAGUCUUCAUGCAGGUUCAUUCUUCCAAAACAAACCGUAUAGGCCUGACAGGGGGUUUGAGGCAGAUGAUCGCAGAGGGGGGUCUGACUUCACUGUGGAGAGGAAAUGGAAUCAAUGUUCUGAAGAUCGCUCCUGAGACUGCCAUCAAAUUCAUGGCAUAUGAACAAUAUAAGAAGUUGUUGUCAUCAGAGGGAAAGAAGAUUGAGACCCAUAAGAGAUUUAUGGCUGGCUCCAUGGCUGGGGCAACAGCACAGACAGCCAUCUACCCUAUGGAGGUCUUAAAGACUCGCCUGACCUUGAGGAAAACUGGCCAGUAUGCAGGGAUGUUUGACUGUGCCAAGAAAAUCCUGAAGAAGGAGGGCGUCAUAGCUUUCUACAAGGGCUACAUUCCAAACCUGCUGGGGAUCAUUCCUUACGCCGGGAUAGACCUCGCCGUGUACGAGACUCUAAAGAACGCCUGGUUGUCGUAUUAUGCCAAAGACUCAGCUAAUCCUGGAGUUCUGGUGCUGCUGGGCUGUGGGACCAUCUCCAGUACGUGUGGUCAGCUGUCCAGCUAUCCGCUCGCACUCGUACGCACACGGAUGCAGGCACAAGCAUCUCUGGGUUCGUCAGAGCAAGUUUCCAUGACUGGCCUGUUGAAGACGAUUGUAGCCAAAGAUGGCUUAUUUGGACUCUACAGGGGCAUCCUGCCAAACUUCAUGAAAGUUAUUCCAGCUGUCAGCAUCAGCUAUGUGGUUUACGAGUACAUGAAGACAGGCUUGGGAAUCUCUCAUUGAUACUGCAUAUGACUACAAAGAACAUUCACUGUAUUUAUAAGACUUGAAGAUGUAAGAAAAAAUUCUAAAGGACCAAAAAAAAAGCUAACAAAGCAUGAUUUUAUUGGUGGAUGGAAUGAAAGCUGUAUGUGUAAGACUUGCCUGCCAGUAGUUACAGUAUAUUUUAAAUCAGUUGUGGUGCGCAUGCUUUCAUUUUUACCUCGAGGUUGCACAUGAAACACUCCUUUCCAACUGAGUCUUAAACAAUGUUUAAUCCAUACAGUUCUAUAGAUAUAAAUAGUUUAAGAGUCAUUUGUUUAUGCUGCGUUUCUAUUUUAAAGACCCACUCCGAUCAUCAUGUGAGAUAUUUUGAAAGUGUUCCAAGUGUAACUAUGACGUUUUUAGCCAAAAACAAAAAACCUAUCGUAUUUUAGAACAUAUUUUCUGCAGCACGGCAGUGGUUCAUUAGAAAUUCCUCUCUAAGUUGUGGGCAGAAACGUUAGUUCGGAGUGAGCCUGCCCCCAUUUCCCCACUAUUCAGCUUUUUACACUCUCUCCCUCGUGCUUACAACCCCUCACACCCCCAACCAAACAGUGGUACAAGAAAAAUGAAUAUUGGACAGUUUUGAGCCAGAUGCCAGGUUGGAUGAGGAAAACAAAGACGUACAUGGACCUAUUUGUCUUUAAGUGGCUGUGUUGGAAUGGAGCGGAGCCGGGAGCUUGUUGCCUAGUCAUUGUAGUUUCUUCGUAACAAAUGGUAUCUUUCUUUUUCAUCUGUUCCUAAUUCACAACAAUUUAAAUUUAGAAAUACUCAGAAAUGCCAUUUUAAGCUUAAUUUGCUGAAUUUAAGUCCCCCAUCAUCAGAAAAAUGCCACUAGAGCCUGUCAAAAAAUACCAUUUUAAUUGGAGUGGGUCUUUAAGCUUGAUUUUAAAAAACUGUGACACAGCAUUACUUUAGUUAAAAAGACAGACAUCUUUUUGUUGCAGAGUUGGUUGACUCUUGUCCUUUGCUGUGUUUGCUAUGAAAUGUGAAAGGUGACACUGAGUUUUAAGCCCAGAGGCACAACUGAACCCUUAAGUUUCAAACACCUUCCUUAAUGUGACGACAGAAACGCAAAGAUCUAAUCAGCAGCUGUGAGCUUAAGCCAACUGGUCCUCAAAAAAUCAAUGUGUUUCACGACACACCUUCUUGACAUGUGAAAAUGACUAACUCUACAUUCUUCUGGUGGUAAUUUAUGAAAUGUGCCUUAAAGCCUCUUGAUGCAGACCGUGAACAUGAUUUUUUCAAUCUUUAUAAAUAUAUGCUGUAUUUAUGUACUAACUAUACGAACAGGAUUUCGGUUAUUCUAUUUAUUGAGUUAUUGAUGAAACAGUGGUAAAUGGUCAUUGCAUUGAAAUUCCUGAUGAGAAACACUCUCAUGUGUGACUAUUUUUGCAACCCAGUAAGACCUUAGUAAGACCUUAAAACAUGGGUUACUCACCUGUUCAGGUUGGUGCUGUGUUUAAAUGUUAAAGCUAAAAGGUGGGAGGUUUUCUUUUUUCUUAAAUUUUUACUAUAAGACUGUUAUUAGCCUUUUAUGUUUUGUUAAAAAAUGCAUUUAUGAAUAUUUAAAGAGUUUGACUGCUUUGGCUUUAGUUGUUAUGCAUAUUUAUGAUUUGCUCUUGAUGUUGUCAGAUUUUAGGUAUUGGAACUUUUUCCAUUGCAAUUAGUAAAUUUGACCUUUUAUUGAUUAAACAGUCCCCAUGAAAUUCUAAAAAAAUAAGUUAUUUGGUUUAAAUUAUCUUAGGAAAUCCUGUAAUUAUAUAUCUUAAGGCUGUAAGGAUUUAAAGUACUUUGCUUUGCAGUUUAGUCCUGUUAAAAAGAUUAUACAGAACUAUCCAUUUUGGUGAUUUUAAGUCUGCAAGGCUUUAAUGCUAAAAGAAACAAUUUAUGUAUUUUUUCCCCUUUUUUUUCUUCGCCCAUAUGAAUCAGGUUGAAAACGCCUCAAUUAGUAACUGCUUUACAGCAAAUGUUGACCAAUCAGGGCUGUCUGGUCUUUUAAGGAAAGGAGGCUUUUAAAAAAUAAAAGUAAGAAAAUAGCAUCAUGAAAAACAUAUCAGGGGAUAAUACUGUCAUGUAUCAAUUUUUUUUCUUUUAUAUUAAAGCAUGUAAAAAAUUUAGGCAAAUAAAUUCAUGAAUAUCAAAAAUGAACAUCAGAAAUAUGGUCUUUCGUUAAAAUUUAAAAAUGAGUGACAGAAUAAAAGUGUUUGGACAUAAA